AUGGGCUUUCAAAUAUCGAUAAAAGACAUUUUAUCGGAGCUUGGAGCCGAAGCGGGAGAGCCUCCGGCCCGGGCGGAGCAAGCCGGAGAGGAGAAACGGCUUGGAAUGGAAACGUCCGAAUCUCUCCGCGCUGAAAUCGCCAAGCAAGAGGCCCAUCUCGCGUCCCUCAAGGCGCGACUCGUCGUCCAAGAAGCCAAAGAAGAAGAAGCACAACGGAAGACGCCUCGGUCGCCGCCCCGGCCUUUGACGAGUCACGAGUACGAGCGCUAUGGACGGCAGAUGAUUGUGCCGGGCUUCGGCCUGCAAGCGCAGCUGAGGCUGAAGCAGAGUAGAGUCCUCAUCGUCGGCGCGGGCGGGCUUGGCUGUCCGGCCGGCGCCUAUCUCGCCGGCGCGGGCGUGGGCACUCUGGGUCUCGCCGAUGGCGACAGAGUCGAGGCAUCCAACCUGCAUAGACAGAUUGCCCAUACGACGGAUCGCGUGGGCGUGCCAAAGGUGCUGAGCGCCAUCCGAUACUUGCAAAGGCUCAACCCUUUGGUCAACUACCAACAACACGACAGCCUCCUCUCCCCCUCAAACGCCGAGGCCAUUGUCUCGCAGUACGACGUCGUCCUCGACUGCACCGACAACCCGGCCACGCGCUACCUCGUAUCCGACAUGUGUGUCCUCAUCGGCAAGCCCCUCGUCUCGGCCUCGGCCUUCCAGACCUCGGGCCAGCUCAUUGUGCUCAACAGCCCGCCCGGCGCCGGGCCCUGCUAUCGAUGCGUGUUUCCCCGCCCCCCGCCGCCCGAGACCGUGGUCGGAUGUGGCGAGGGUGGCAUUCUGGGGCCUGUCGUGGGCACCAUGGGCCUUCUGCAAGCUCUCGAGGCCAUCAAGCUCAUCGCAAGGGGGGGCGUGCCGCAGGCGCGGACCAAGCCCAAGCCUGAGACCGAGCAUGGACUGUCAAGCACAAAAGAGGAGGGGACGGCAACGGUUGAUGGGCCGAGGCAGCAGCAGCAGCAGCACACAAUGCUGCUCUUCAGCGCCAUGGGCGACGGCGGCAGCCCGUCCUUCCGCUCGGCGCGCAUGAGGGGCAAGCGCCCAGACUGCUUUGCCUGCUCUCCCGAAGGCGGCCUGACACUGCAACACCUACAGCAGUCGAUGGAUUACCACCAGUUCUGCGGCGUCGCCGAACCCGUCUCCCUCCUGCCGCCCGAGCAUCGCAUCAGCGCCCAAGACUACCACCGUGUCCGCACCGCGCAGCCGGACCACAUUCUUCUCGACGUGCGUGAAAAGGAGCACUUUAGCCUCGGCAGCAUGCCCGGGGCCGUCAACGCGCCCAUGUCCCGGUUCAAUCGCGGCCAAGGGAUACCCGACGACGUCUUGUCAGCGGACGCGCGGGACACGGCUCCGAUAUACGUCGUCUGCCGAGUGGGCAACGACUCUCAGCUUGUAGUGCAGAAGCUCAAGGACUCGGGGCUGGAUCAGGGAGGGAAACGGUUCAUUGGAGAUAUCAGGGGGGGUUUAAAGGCAUGGAAGGACGCCGUGGACCCCACGAUGCCGUUCAUUUAG
Hirsutella rhossiliensis is the source of this 1548-nucleotide messenger RNA. RefSeq names its product thiF family domain-containing protein. The transcript is spliced from 4 exons. Gene Ontology annotation, molecular function: adenylyltransferase activity; URM1 activating enzyme activity; thiosulfate-cyanide sulfurtransferase activity. The coding region runs from base 1 to 1548 and encodes 515 amino acids. Gene Ontology annotation, cellular component: cytosol; cytoplasm. NCBI's taxonomy places the organism in Eukaryota, Fungi, Ascomycota, Sordariomycetes, Hypocreales, Ophiocordycipitaceae. Gene Ontology annotation, biological process: protein urmylation; tRNA wobble position uridine thiolation. The record is from RefSeq and is a predicted model, not a curated record.